This is a messenger RNA of Diceros bicornis minor, 6669 nucleotides long. RefSeq names its product chromosome 28 C9orf152 homolog (gene C28H9orf152). The transcript has 2 exons. Bases 119 to 838 code for a protein of 239 amino acids. Lineage: Eukaryota; Metazoa; Chordata; Mammalia; Perissodactyla; Rhinocerotidae. The record is from RefSeq and is a predicted model, not a curated record.
AGCUUUACUCCUCCCCUAAUCUUUCCACCUUCCCUCCUCACUUCCCUCUCCCGCUCCCCAUCCACCCCCCCCCGGCCCCGCCCAUCAGUGUUUACUCUUCUCCCGGAUCCGGAUCCGGAUGAAGGGGUUGCCCUGCCCGUGCCCGGCCCUGCCCCGCUUCUGGCGCCUGGGGUGUUGCCUCAUGGCUCAGGGCUCCGGGACUCAGGCCCCGGGGAAAGGGCCCCCGCUCAGCAUCCAGCUCCUGCGAGCCCAGUACGAAGGCUUGAGGCGGCAGCAGAGGGCCCAGGCCCACCUCAUGGUGCUCCCGAAAGGAGGGAACACGCCUGCUCCUGCUGAAUCCAUGGUCAGUGCUGUUUGGAUUAACAAGGAGAGAAGGCAUUCACUGUCUCUGGACGAGGCGGAUCCCGAGGCAGCGGGGAUGCUGGAGGAGGCUGACAGAGGCUGUCUGCAGGCCCCAGAGUCUCCAUGGCACACGCACCUAGAGAUGCACCGCUUGGUCCAAACCUUCCGCCAGGAAACCAGUCAUCAAAUAAAACACAAGAGCAAGCUCAUGGGGUCUGAACAAAGGCUCCCCCAGGAGGGAGACCCAGGCUUGUUUGGAAACAAUCAGAUGACUCAGCUAGGGACCACGAACCCAGAGGCAGCCCAGAGUGAAUGUCAGGUGGGUGAUACCCAAACCAACACAGUGAGAUCCAACUUAAACACCAGCAUUCUGUGCCCUCCUUCCAUAAAGAACACACUCAGGUCUGGAAAACCAGCUCACUAUCCAUUUCCCCAGAGGAAAAUGCCCAGGAUCUCCCAAGCUGCCCGGAACCUGGGCUUAUAUGGCCCAGCCUGAAGCUUUCUACUAAGCCAGGUGUCCCAACCUCGAGGCCAGCUAUGCCCUCAUCAAAGAAUCCAGGAGGCAGAGCCACAACUAGGGCCUCUAGCUGUGAGCAAGAACUGGACUUACUCAACUGUAGGGAUUGUAGGAAAUGAACUUCACAAUGAGCACAUGGCCUUGUCCCUCAAAAAAGGAAGAGAUUGCCCAGGCCAGACUGCUCACAGUUCAGGAUGAAAGGGCUGUCUGAUCAAUGCAGCCCCAUUCUGCUUAUAUAAGAAGACAUUGCUACGGAGGCCUGGAUGCCCAUUCCUUGGGGAGGUCUCUAGAACUAGGGAAUUUUGAAACAUAGUACAGGCACCCUAGCCAAUGGAAUGCCUUAACAGUGUCCUGGAAUCAACAGAUAUGGGCAAUCAUGUUUUCAAUAUCUUCUGAGGAUUUCUCACAUGUUCUGGAGAAGACGAGCUCUGAGAAUUGCCUUUUUCUGGUUGCUAUGCCUGGAGGCUAGCUCACUUAGAAGUCACUACAUUCAUUGGUGGUGACCACACCAUUUCAGCUGGAGCCUCCCAAAGUAUGUUCACCCUGGGUUAUAAGGGUCACAACAAUGCUACCUACUGUUUUAUAUGUUUGAGGGUAUUCAGAAAGGGCCAGUCAUCUCAUCCCUCACUGAGACUGCACAUUCCAGUCUCGUCACAGAUUUAUUUCCUUCCAUCCUUCCCUCCAUCCUUCCCUCUCUCCCUUCCUUCCUUCCUUCCUUCCGUAGUCCUUCCUUCCUUCUUUCCCUUCUGCCUUUCUAUUUGUCUGUCUUCUCUCCCUCCCUCCCUCCCCUGCUCCAAAUUAAGUUCUUAUUAAACACUGCCAAUAGUUGAAGAGAUAUAGUAAUAGGAGCCUGAGCAGAAAGAGGCAAAGAUAUGCUCCUGCAUGGAAAAUGUGUUCCUCACAGACUGCUCCCUUUUUAGCCAAAUUUAGAUCACUCAACCUGCCUGGGGUAUUUUAAACCUAAGACAAAGUGAAGCAGCUGCUACUUUGGUGAUGAAGAAGGAAGUAUGUCUUUCCUGGUUAAUGUUUAACUUGAGCAAUGAUAUUAACACACAUCUAAGGUGCCUUUCCCUCCUAUCAGAUUCUCUCUCUGUGAAGUUGCACCCACAUCUUCCUCUUUUCCUCAUGGCCAUCCAGAGGCCCCUCCAUAUCCAGAGUUGUCAACUAGGAGUGUCAUUACCUGUCAAAGAUGCGUAUGUGCCUGCUCCUUGGACAACCCAGAAAUUCACUCCAAUUUGGGGAUUCAUUGUAAUUUCUUUUGUAAAUAAUUAAUAAGAGCCAGUUGUUAAUUUUUUUAUAGUCUAAUGAAAAAGAAGGAAAUUUUCUGAAAAAAAUUUUGUCCUUUGAUUUUGUUUUAAAGAGGAUUCCCACAAGUAAUUUCUCUUUCUCCAGUGUAUCAAUCAGGACAGGCAAUGUUUUGCUGCAGUAACAAACAACUCCAAAUCUCACCACAGAAGCUUUUUUUUUUUAACUCACAAAAAGUUCAUUGUGGAUUUGGGCAAACUUCCAGGUCAGCUCUCCUACUGUCACCAGCAGUUCAGGCUGCUUCAAUCUUGUGGCACCACCAUUUCAAUACUGGUUUCCCCAAUCACUGUAGCGGGACAAAAAAGUGCAUUCAUAGCCAUGUACUGACUCUGAAAUCACUUUUGCUCACAUUUCAUUGUCCAAAGCAAGUGAAACAGAUCUCCACUGCAAGGGCAUGAGGAGGUACAAUCAUCCCAUGUGCCUAGAAGGGGAGAAGAAACAGAAACAUGGGUGAGCCCUAAUGGAUAACACAGGUAGAUAGGGGCCAAGUCGUAGCACAAUAUUAGAUUUCAUUCUGAAUACAAUCAGUAGCCAUUAAGGGAUUUACAUACAAGACUAAAAUGAUUUGAUUUGCAGUUUAAGCAGAUUAUUCUGGUUGUUCUGUGGAGAAUGAGUUGAGGGUCACGUUAAGAGGCAGUGUCGGGAAAAAAAUGGCCAGGGCACAUUCAGUGGGAAAGAUGCUGUUAGCUCAAGCAAGAGUGGGAGCAGAAGAGAUGGAAAAAAAGUAGAUACAUUUGAUAUAUAUGCUGGAGAUAGGAUCAAUAGGAUUUACUGAAGGAAAAUUCUAAGUUCAGUUUGAAGAAUGCUAAGUUUGAGAUGCUCAUGAGACACACAAAUGGAGAUAUCAAAUAAGCCAGUGGAUAAGUGAGACGAGAGUUCUGGGCUAGACAUAUGAACUUAAGGGUCAUGAGUGUGCCGAGGUACUUAGAAUGAGAAAGGAUGAGCUCACCCAUGCAGAGUGUAGAGAGAAGACAGGGUCCAGAAUCAGUCCUGAAAACUCCCAGUUUACUUAGUUGAAAAAUCUCUAAGGAUUUUUCCAAUCCUUCCUGAGAAGAGGUGGGAUAGAGGGAGGAGGAGGCAGUAAGAACACUGAAGAGGAGUGACCAGGGAGAAAAGGGAGCCGGGGGGUGUGGAGUCAGAGACCUCAAGAGGCAAGAGACAGUGUAAGAGCUUGCACAGGUCACUCCCCGCAUUGCAGACCUUCCACAAAUCCCCAUUUUCUAGAGUCCUCAUUUUUCACUCUGGAGUUGCUUUUCUUGAGCAUGGCUUGAUGUGGGAAAUGCCGGAUGUGGGAGAGCUUUCCAGCCAAGGGCAGGCCAGGUCUGUUAGCAAGGUCAUGUUGGAGCCAACUGACCGCCACCAAGGCUGACCCGAGGGCACCUUUGCCCCAGAGGCCUGCCUUCUUCUGGGACUUGCCUGGCAUAGGGCUGAGGACUGUUCCCUGUCGUAGAGCUUGAAGGGAGAGGGGGCAAGGGGAAGGCUGGUUUUGAAUCCUUCCACUCCCUUCCCACAAGGCUGCUUCUGCCAGGAGCAUUAGACCAGAACCGUCUGUUUCUCAAUCACACUCACACACUUCUACCGACUCAUGAGCUGUCAAACGUGCUGGGGCAAAGGGCUCAGGUUACCCCUGGGCUGUCCCACUACCCACGACUCUGAUUUUCUGUCCCGUGCUGAUCUGGACUGGAGCAAACUUUUUCUUCCCGCACUCUCCACAGUGCUAGCAGAGACGUUUUUCCCAAACUAGAGAACAACCAGCUCACGUUGUAAAUCCUGCAUCAGGCAGGGUCGCCCAGCCAUCCAGCCCACAGUGGGGACUCCCCCACGUGGCCGGUGCAUCUGGGCUCCAGUCUCAGCACUGCCAUUGGUAGACUUGAACUUGGCUGAAGUACUGAACUCUCAGAGCCACAGACUUCCCAGUUGUAAAAUAAGGCCAUAAUAGCCCCUGUAGGGUGGGGACGGGAGGAUCGUUCUCCUUAGCUGUCCCCUCUGCUCGGGCCCGCUAGGGGGCGGGCUCCCCUCAUGCCGGCUCAGCCUGGUUUCCUAACUUUUCAGUCACUGCGCCAUUAAAGCACUUUCAUUCUAGUUCUUAAGACUUGAAACUAUUCAAAUUUAAAAGUCUAUCUCAUAUUCAAGUCCGAUCCCCAAAACCUCCCUACCCCCUUCCCCCAAGCACAGCCUUGAUUUAUACCUUUAAGGCUAGAGGGAGGGGCGUGGUCUUCUUGCUCACACACCCGCCGCCCCCUUCUGUGCGCAGGUUUUGGUGUUAGGAUAGGACACAGAGAGAGCAUAGGUGGCUCUUUAGAUGAUGGCCAUGGUGUAGUUUCGGUCUCUUUUCUUUGGCCGUUUACACUGACCUAGCUCAUGGUCUGCAGGCUGGGUGUGCACAGGUGGUGGCCCCUACAGGCUCCUGCAGAUGAGGAACUCCAUCCCCAGCAGCUCCCCUAGCACGCUUGUGCCUUGUGAGAAUGGUUAAGCCUGCUAGUGCUGCCCCCCCGCCCCCCAGACCCCUCAUCGCAUCAGACGUCCACUUCUCUGUCUGUUGCCCCAGUCUCAUCUACCUUCCGCUGGCCCAGCUGGGGCCUGUGGACACAGGCAGGGGGCAUUUUCUGCACCUGUGUGCGGUGAGCAUUCUUGCAAGAGACGGUGGCCUACGUAAGCAAACCAAAAUAUAAGCUUAUAAUGCCUCAAGGUUAGGAAAUUCAAAGCUAAGGACAACCAAUCACAACCAACCAACGAGGCUCUAUGCUACAGCCCAUCAACAAUUCCCUUACUUGGCCUCUGCAUCUUCUCCAUAAAAGUCUCUCCCCCCAGCCCGGCUCCCAUUGGUGGAGCGCGCCUAACCACUUCCAGUUUGGCGUUACCCGAUUCCAAACGAUUUUUGCUCAAAGAAACUCUUAAAAAUUUUAAUAUGCCUCAGUUUAUCUUUCACACCACUAUUUUAAUCUACCUCCUUCUGGGUCCUUCCCUUCACUUAUUUCUAUAGCCUUAUAGCUGGGAAAUCCCCCCUUCAAAUAUUUUUGAAUCGAAACUGCCGGUGGUGAAAUUAGCGCUUCUGUUUGGAGGACGGAGAAAACAGUAGGACUUUUUCUAACCACAACUUUGUAAAACUUAACUUUUCCCCCAGCUUUUGAGGCCUUGAUUAUUCCUACUCUGCACAAACAUCCCUUGAGGUGACUUCCUUAUUGUUCAGAAAGACCCAGUUCACCCACUUUCAAUAUUUUUCUGUCUGCACACAAAUUGCUGGAAUUUUUUAACCUGCUGUGGUUGUGUUUCUCCCACAGCUAAUGAACGGUUCACUUCCUGGAAACUGUUCAAGGGACUGAACUUUUCAUUUUAAUUUUAUUUCUUGGCCUUGGGUUUGUGGCAAUGACAUUAAGUUUUCCCCUCCACUUCCAUCCAAAAAGAUGAUACACCCGCUCUGUGUCAUUAAUCCUUUUAUCUCCCCCUCAUCUGUUCACUGAGGAAUCCACCCCCUGAAUUCCAGGAGUCCAGGAUCAUAAUCAAGACUCAGCAGCAUGCCAACCCCUCAGCCCUGGCCAAGAAAUAGGAGAAGGAGGAAGGAGCUGGUGGCGCAAACACUGUGUCUUCUGCCAACCCAAACUCCAAGUGUGUUUACAGAGAGCCUGAGCUGGCCCUCUAAAUUAAUAUCAGGCCCAGAUCCAGGUUAGCAAAUAUUUUCCCAGAGCAGGAGACGCUGCCCUUCACAAGAAAUGCAGGUGCUCUCUUGGUUGGAGGGUCCUGAGAGAGCCUGUCCCUGCUCCUGCGUUUGCCAGAUUCUCCCCAACACUGGAGCCUUGCUCUUCUUUUAAGGUGCUGCCCACAACACGUGUGGCUACACUCGCAGCCUGGGGACUGGGGGACUGAGCCCAGAUCCCAGGCUUCUCUCUGCUGGGCUCUACCACAUGCUGGCAAGAUCAAUGGGAAGAUCCCUGACCAGCCAACUACCACCACCAUCAGUCCCCAAAGUGUGUGUAUGCAAAGGAGACUUGAGACAAGUGCCCGCUGUGGCAAAACCAUGGCGAGCUGGACCUUACAUGAGCUGUGAUGCCCCUUUUGGCCCCUCUAGCCUUAGGCUCACCCCAAGGUUGGCCCUGGCCUCUAAGACAGUACUUCUCAACCCUGACUGCCCAAGAGAAUCAUCAGGAGGCUUGGAGAAUAGUCAAUUAAAUUACAUCUCUGGAGUAGGGCCUGAGCCUGGUAUUCUAUAUUUUUCUUUUUGAUCAAGUCAUAAACUAUGUCAAGUGUGGGAAGCGCACUAAUCUUGUAUAUAGCUCAAAGACUUAUUUUCACAGAUAUAAAUAGACACACACAUGCACAUUUGUGUGACAUAGAUCAAGAUACACAUUUCCGGCAUUCUAGACAGUUCCCUUCAGCCUCCUCCCAGUCAUCAACCACAAUUUAUUUUUCCUUUUUUGUCUUUCCAUUUUUUGUCACCAUGAAUAAAGCUAGUGUCAUUCUUUUUACACGUCCUUUGGUGGACAUUCGUUUUCUUCUCUUUGUUAAAU